Molecule: messenger RNA, 516 nt
Organism: Neoarius graeffei (lesser salmon catfish)
Lineage: Eukaryota; Metazoa; Chordata; Actinopteri; Siluriformes; Ariidae
Gene: birc5b
Product: baculoviral IAP repeat containing 5b
Exons: 5
Coding region: 1-516 (171 amino acids)
Source: RefSeq, a predicted model, not a curated record
AUGUCUUACUCAGAUGUUAUUGCUGCUAGAUUCCUGGCUUUUGACCAAAUGUACAGCUUUGAGAGGCGCCUACAGACAUUUGCAGAUUGGCCCUUCCGUGAGGACUGUCAGUGCACACCUGAGCAGAUGGCCAUGGCAGGUUUUGUGCACUGUCCUAGUGAGAAUGAGCCUGAUGUGGCCUGCUGUUUCUACUGCCUCAAAGAGUUGGAAGGCUGGGAGCCAGAUGAUAUUCCCUGGUCUGAGCAUGCAAAACGUUCUCCAGACUGCGGGUUCCUACAGAUGAAGUCCUUUGACGAGCUCACAGCUGUCGAGUUUUUCCGACUCGAGCAUGGGAGGAUUCGCAAUUACAUAAGGAAAAUGGUACACAUGAAGAUUGCGCACUUCCGUGACGAAGUGGAAAACACCAGCAAAAAUUUGAGGGCUCUUUUUGACAUCUUAAGGCCACAGGGAGGCAGUGUUGUACAGGGUUCUUUGCUUGACUGGUGCUCUGUGAGGAGGUGGAAACUGAAUUCUUAA